AUGUGGCAUAUUGGGAAGCUUCGAAAUGGAGUGAUUUUUAACAAUGACACUUACAAUUGUAAUUCUGUGUUCAACAGAUUUAUAAUUGAUUAUCAAAUCACUAACUUUGUGUUGCAGGGAACUGAUAAAGGUAAAAGUCCAAUGGUGGAUAUGAGGUGCUCAACUUCUAUUGCUCUCAGCUGGAAACCCCCAAGAACUAGAUUCUUAAAGCUCAACACUGAUGGAGCUUGGAAAAAUUCAGAGGAAGGUGGGGGUGGUGGUGUGUUUAGAACUAAUAAGGGGGAAUGGUAUUUUGGCUUCUCCAGUAAAUACAAUGUUGUCUCUGCCUUGGCAGCUGAAUUGUAUGCUCUUCGUGAGGGUAUAAAUUAUGCAAGAGCUAUUCCCGUUCGAUUCUUGGAGGUGGAAACAGAUGCUCAAGCUAUCAAAGGAUUGCUCAACAAGGAGCCAGAGGAUAUGCACCAUGAGCUUGCUGCUUUGAUUAUUGAUGUGGGAAGGUUGCUGAGAAACAAGGAUAUGACCAUUAUCUUCAACCAUAUUCCUAGAGAGACUAAUUUUGUAGCUCACUAUCUUUCGAGAUAUGCUAUGGAUAUGCAUAUUGGUCACAAACCUCACUACACAGUUCCAGCUAGUGUAAAGGCAGCUUAUGAUGCUGAUAUUCGUGCAAUGGGUGCUAUUGCUUAG
Chenopodium quinoa (quinoa) is the source of this 681-nucleotide messenger RNA. RefSeq lists its product as uncharacterized. Lineage: Eukaryota; Viridiplantae; Streptophyta; Magnoliopsida; Caryophyllales; Amaranthaceae. The coding region runs from base 1 to 681 and encodes 226 amino acids. The transcript has a single exon. The record is from RefSeq and is a predicted model, not a curated record. Gene Ontology annotation, molecular function: nucleic acid binding; RNA-DNA hybrid ribonuclease activity.